Molecule: messenger RNA, 842 nt
Organism: Trematosphaeria pertusa
Lineage: Eukaryota; Fungi; Ascomycota; Dothideomycetes; Pleosporales; Trematosphaeriaceae
Exons: 2
Coding region: 139-675 (178 amino acids)
Source: RefSeq, a predicted model, not a curated record
GGAAAGAGGCAGCGGACGUGCUUCGCGAAAGAGCAGCUGGGCAGCUUCGGCAGCACUUCGGGAUUUCCGUCGAUCUAUCCGCGGCUCAACUGCACCUUCCAGCGCUUGCACACUCAUGCGUCACCCUCACCCUUCGCCAUGAGCGUCGCUGGACCAGCCGACGGACUGAACGAUGUCUACGAAGCGCUCGAGAAUUACAAUUGGGACGACGAUGUCGAGUUCCAGUCCGGCCUGAGCGCCAUUCUGGGCAGCAACAGCACGCCUGAACAGGCGGCUGAGCUGACGCUGCGGGCACGAUGCUUCUACUAUGCUAGAAAAUUCAUCAUAAACAUUGAUUUUGAUGCGUACAAGGCAUACCGAAAUGCGCGAGGCCGACCCCCGCCUGUACCGAACAGCGUGCCAGCUUCCUCAGCUCCAGCAAGCACCGACACCGCUGGUGGCAUACUGCCAGUCCCACCAUCGAACCCAAAUGAGCCACCUGCUCCAUAUCCUACUUCUUUCGCACACAUUGUAGAGUUGGUGACGACGGGACAACCUAUUCCUGGCAUCAAGGAGAUACCGAAUACUGUCUUGACAGGGCAGAGCUCGCAGCCUACACAGUCGAGGCGGAAGAAGCCAUGGGAGAAGGACACGGCCACGUCGGCUGAAGCAGCCGGCCAAGGAAUGACGGCAUGACGGGUUCCAAUUGUGCGACCUUUUCCGAUGGCCACGCUGGCCCUUUCCGUUUGAUAUCCGUAGUUCAAGAUCGGACAGACUUAGAAGAACAUUUAUGUAUAUAACCUAGAAUUCCGUCCGAAAGCCUAACGAAUAAUGAACAUGGCAAGGGUAUCCUCAAAGUUAUA